Messenger RNA from Oncorhynchus gorbuscha (pink salmon), 4913 nucleotides. RefSeq names its product MLLT3 super elongation complex subunit (gene mllt3). Gene Ontology annotation, cellular component: super elongation complex. The transcript has 14 exons. NCBI's taxonomy places the organism in Eukaryota, Metazoa, Chordata, Actinopteri, Salmoniformes, Salmonidae. Gene Ontology annotation, biological process: regulation of DNA-templated transcription. The record is from RefSeq and is a predicted model, not a curated record. Bases 390 to 2144 code for a protein of 584 amino acids.
CUGGGAAGCGCGUAUAGAAUGCCGCAUAUAUCGUGUAUAGGAGCAUUAGUGCGAAAGUGAUGCUUGGAUGGUAAAAUAACGAAAAAAGUCUACCCUGGCAAAUUAGACUUUUAAUAGUUUUUCGGCGUUGUUCAAAAUGACUUGCAGUUUGUAGCGUAUAGACCACGGUAGCCAAAGCUACUUCAUGGACAUCAAUAUAGGGCAGGCUAUAGACCCGAUGCUUUCUUUGCUGAAAUGCUAUGCCGGAUAGAGUGUAUGGGAUUUUGAGUAGGCCUAUAUAAAAUCGAAAUGUGUUAUUCUGCAACGGUGCUGUUCAGGUGAAACUAGAACUUGGACAUCGUGCCCAGGUCAGAAAGAAACCCACGGUGGAAGGCUUUACGCACGACUGGAUGGUGUUUGUCCGAGGACCAGAGCACAGCAACAUUCAGCACUUUGUGGAAAAAGUUGUUUUUCACCUGCACGAAAGCUUCCCAAGACCAAAAAGAGUGUGCAAGGAUCCACCCUAUAAAGUGGAGGAGUCUGGAUACGCAGGCUUCAUCUUGCCCAUUGAAGUGUACUUCAGAAAUAAGAUGUCCCACUGCACCUCUCAGGAAGAACCUAAGAAAGUGCGCUUCGACUACGACCUGUUUCUACACUUGGACGGCCACCCGCCUGUCAAUCACCUACGCUGCGAAAAGCUCACCUUCAACAAUCCCACGGAGGAGUUCCGUAGGAAGCUGCUUAAAGCCGGCGGGCAACGGGAUCCUCACAAAAGAAGUUCGGACGACUCUCAAGUGAUGGUAAUGCAGGAGGGUUCCACAUCUCUGUUCGGCCAGCACCUCAAGCUGCCCACCCUCCCCAGCAACUCCCUGACAUUGAACUUCUCAGACGCUAAGAAAAGCAAGGCCUUCCCAGGGUCGAAGGACAGCUUCAAAGGAUCUGACUCUCUCCUCACCACAACCACCACCACCAGCUCAUCCAAGCUCCACAAACCCUCCAAGGACUACAAGGACAAGCCUUUGAAAGAGCCCAAAAGUGCCUUCAGAGACUGUAGCAGGGAACCAAGCAAAGCCUCCAAAGAUCCAUCCAAGAAACCCAAAGAGAACCAGCCUCUUCGGGACAACCCCCCCAUCCCCAAGAUGGGCUUCAAGGAGCCCAAGGCCAUGUCCAAGGAGCACCGGCAGGAUGGGGGCUACUCGCACGGGGCUGGGAAUGGGACAGGGACUAACAAGCGACUGUCCAUCACUGACAGCGAGGACCACCUGACCAAAAAGCGCAAGAGGGGCUUCUCGGAGUUGACAUUAAAGCCGCCGGGGGGCUCGUUGCUGCCGUACCCCCAAUCCCACUACUCGGAAAAGAAACUGCUGAAGGACAAAUCCCAGGUGCGGCCCGCUAAAGUGCGGGUGGACGGCGGUGAGGCGCUGGGGGAGCGCAGGAAGGCGCCGACGCUACCUCCGUUCUCGGAGUUGAGGGACGCCAACGACUCCGACAUGGAGGACAAUAUGUCCACCAAAUCAGAUUCGGAGCAGCCCAGUCCAGCCAGUUCAAGCUCUAGUUCCAGUUCAGGAUUUGCAGCCAGCCACAAACGCCAAGUGGCCGAAUUUGUCCGCAGGAAGGUAGGGGCCGUCCCUGCCACAGCCCACACAGUGUUGGGUCCCCUUCGUUCAAUAAUUCACGACCUGCACUCCGACGACAACGAUGAUGAUUCGGAGGAGGACGACAACGAUGACAACGACAUGGACUCUGACCUGGAGCGACCAAUGCUCACGCACAUGACACACCGCCACCGCCGGGUCAGCUUGAGUGACGGCACUGAGAGUGAGAACAGCUCAGCGCCCUCUCCCCACUCUCGCCACGAGCCCCCGCCUUUAAUAAACACCAGUAAUAACCAGAUACUGGAGGUGAAGAGCCCCAUUAAGCAAACGAAGCAGGAUAAGAAUAAAAACAUUGACUGUGACAAGGCUUACCUGGAUGAGCUGGUGGAGCUACACAGACGACUGAUGACACUGAGAGAGAGGCACAUACUCCAACAGAUCGUGAACCUCAUCGAGGAGACUGGACACUUCCACAUCACAAACACCACUUUUGACUUUGACCUCUGCUCCCUGGACAAAACUACGGUGCGGAAGCUCCAGAGUUACCUAGAAACGUCUGGAACGUCAUGAGGUCUUGGAGCUGCUGGCUGCAGCAAGGAACAAUGUUGGAAGAACUUAGGAAUCUUCCUCUUUUGUUCCCCCCCCACACCCCAAAAAUGUACUUUUCACUGCAACGCAAAAAGAUGACCUGCCACGGCCGGGCCCUGCCCCGGGUCUUAGUGCCUGGCCUUCUGGUCGCUCCACAAUGCUCAUUGGCUCCUGUCUCUCCACGUGACCAGGGUAGCCCGUAAGCACAGACCGGAUCGGCGUGUCGUGUCACCCUGGAGAUGAGUCCUGUCGACCAGGAAUAUCACCCAGAAAGCCUUGAAGAAUUCCACAGUUGACAAAAGAAACGUGGUAAAGAAACAGUGACCUUGCUUUUAAAACUAAUGUGCAUAUUACCAUGUAUUGCAUUUUUUGGCGUUCUUUGUGAUGAAUGGUGCAUGUUCAACACUGCCUUACCACGUUUGUCGAUCUUUAUUUAUUGAGUUUUGUGGUGUGUGUGUGUGUGUGUGUGUGAGAGAGAAUAGCAACACUGAGUCUUGUGCAAGCACUUCACAACAUGCAUCUCUCUGGCUCUGGAAGGACGGUGGAGCAGCAUGUUGUCAUCACAAUGUUAAGAUUUAAAUCAUCUUGUGACGGAUGACUUGAAUGGCAAUCAAACGUCCCUCUAUAUAAAGACUGCAACUCUACCCUCUCCUCCAAAACAAUAAUUGUUAUCAGUGCCCACCGGUACGAGCUGAAGACAAAUCAUGAACUCAAAUUGUUGAAAUUAACACAAUUGUAUAUUCCAUUCUUGGUACCAAAUCUUUAAUUGAUGUAUUGGACAAUGACGAGGCAUAUUUCCAAAGUGUGCUGCAUGUUGUUUUUACAAGCUCUCACUUGUAUUCCGCUGCUCAAGUUGAAACCAAGCCUAGUGUUUGAUCAAUCUAUUCUGCCCUACCAAGCAAAAAGGCAGGAACUGCUCAUAGUGUGGAACUGAUAGAAAUGGCUUUUAUUUACCUUGGUUUCACAGUAACUUCAUGCAGUUACUGCUAACAUGACCCCCAAUUUCUACAAAAUACAAUAGAGGCAGGAUACAUGUCCACAUGAUUAAGCAUGUAUAUGUUGCAAAAAUAACUAAUUUUCAACCAAAUGAGCAGUUACUGCCUUUUUUGCUUGGUUGGGCAGUAUUGUAAGCAGGCCUGAGCUAAAAAGGAACUAUUUUGAAUCCUGGAAUUUUAGGAGGAAAAAUUGUACUCUUACGUAUGUAAGACUGAAUCAUAUUUAUUUCACGGUGACCUCCGUUGCCAAAUCAAAGUUGUGCAUUAGAAUUGAGAACUGAACUGAUUUAUUAUUUUGUAACUUUGUCCUUUUUGCUAACCUGAGGAGUUGAAUUAAUUUUGUCUGCUGUGAGCGAUGCCUCAACAGGAAUACCAGUGGUUGUAGCUGCUCACAGGGCCACGCAAAGGCAGAAUAUGUUGCAUUUUUUUCUUGACCAAUGUCAGUCUUAUGAGUUUGUGUAUUCUUAGGACAUACAAUAAAAAUGCUGUGUUUUGUACAGAUGAGAACAUGUGCAACCUGUGGUAAAAAUAGUUAGUCACUGUAAAUGUAACAUGUUUUAUUUGUUUUGACUUUUUUGCAAUGACAUUUUGUCAUUUCUCUUUUCUUUUUCUUUUUUGUCGAAGCCCAAAGAUUUUUGUUUUGGUUGGGAUAUUGUUUAUUUGUAUAUAAACGUUGUGAUUAUUAAUGUCAUCUUUCAUUUCUUGGAAGGUUGGAAAAAUAUAACAUUUUGGUAUUUUAAACAAUGGUAGCUUACAAUCAUGUGUUUUAGUCAAAGUUAUAACUGGCUUCUGGUGGAUCCACAACAUGCACAUUUUUUGGGGGAUUGAUUUCAUCACUAUUCUUGACUAUCAUCUAAUUAGUCUGCCAUCUGAAUUGUAUAACUAAAUGACCACACUGCUCCCCCCAUGUUUCUAAUUUGAGAGGGCAACACGAUUACUUCCUGUAUACACGGAGUGUACAAAACAUUAGGAACACCUUCCUAAUAUUGCGUUUCACCCCCCUUUUGCCCCCAGAACAGCUUAAAUUUGUCAGGGCAUGGACUCUACAAGGUGUCAAGCGUUCCACAGGGAUGCUGGCCCGUGUUGACCUAAACCGGUGCGCCUGGCACCUACUACCAUACCCCGUUCAAACACAAAUAGUUUGUCUUGACAAUUCUCCCUCUGAAUAACACUUCACAAUCCAUUUCUCAAGGCUUAAAAAUCCUUUAACUUGUCUCCUCCCCUUUCUACAGGAAUUGAAGUGACAUCAAUAAGGGAUCAUAGGAUUCACCUGGUCAGUCUCAUGGAAAGAGCAGGUGUUAAUUUUAUGUAGACUUAAUGUAUAUGAAUGUUUCUAUUUGGAGAGUAGUGAGUGCUGGGAAUAGUUAUACAAUACCAACCUUUUUCAAAGGGACGUGUAAUGUCUGUUCAGGAUGGCGCAACGUUACAGAACAAUAGGCAUAGGCAGUCAUUUCUGCUCUACAGUAUACAUUGCAUUUCUAUCUGCAUCAUUCGGAACAUUUCGCCCUAUUGAAUACACCCCCUCGGUUAUUAUCAUCUGUAUAUCUAGCACUAGCAGUCAUCUCAAUCUCCCGUCUCUUGCCUAUUGAGAUGUAUGGGGGGGUACAUGAGGUUGCAAUGUAGUGCAGUUCUGUGUUGGGUUGGGUUGAAUGUGGAACUUAUUGUCUGUCUCUGCUGUCAGUUCUACCAGAUCUGACCCAUUUACUGUGUUUUCAACUUGCAGACUAUUUCCUAUAAAAUGCACAGUUGCAAUUCC